This is a messenger RNA of Uranotaenia lowii, 768 nucleotides long. RefSeq lists its product as uncharacterized. NCBI's taxonomy places the organism in Eukaryota, Metazoa, Arthropoda, Insecta, Diptera, Culicidae. The coding region runs from base 1 to 768 and encodes 255 amino acids. The transcript is spliced from 4 exons. Gene Ontology annotation, cellular component: nucleus. The record is from RefSeq and is a predicted model, not a curated record.
AUGGAGCCCAAAAAGCUACGAAUCACAAACCAGCUCCAAUUCGCUGAAUUGGUUCGGCGGAUGGAGUUGAAUCCAUCGGUAGCCAAGGGGCUAAAAUAUGCCGAGGCGACAAAUGUAAGCAGACAAAAUUUCCACGUAAUUUGGGCAGACACAACAGAAGCGCUUAAUAGUUUGGGCCCUCCAACGAGAACCGCUGCUGAGUGGCAGAAGGUUUGGGCAGACUUUAAACUAAAGACCAAAUCUAAACUGCUCAAGAACAAAAAGGAUUUAAAUGCGACUGGAGGAGGCCCGAACAACAGCACUCCAUUAACGGCUUGCGAGGAAGCAGUUGUUGGACUUUUGUCAUUGGAAAAAGCUGUUUGCCAUGGUGGAACAGUGUUCGGUUUGACUGAAGGAGCCUGUUUAGAUGAGGAAGCCAGCAUGGAGGUUGAGAGUGACCAACCUAUCCUCGAUACUCCACAGGCAGCCUCAACGCCAUCCUCCUCGAAAAAGCAGGUUCCAAAGGAAGCAGUGGAGCUUUUGCGCCUUCAGGUAGGGUGCCUGGAGGGUAUCAAGGAAUCCGCUGAGCAAAUAUGUAGAUACUCAAGAAAAACUUUCUAUCUUAAGGAGGAGCAACUGAAACUACAACAAAAACAUAUAAAAAGAAAACAUGAGCAUAUGCUUCGUAUCGAACAACAUAAAAAAGAAAAAUUGGAGUUGAAGAUGGAAAUGUUGAGGUAUAAGAAAGAAAAACUGGAUUUUUUAAAACAAAAAUCUAUGCAAGAUUAG